This is a messenger RNA of Myxocyprinus asiaticus (Chinese sucker), 3344 nucleotides long. RefSeq names its product collagen alpha-1(XXVI) chain-like. The transcript has 14 exons. The coding region runs from base 167 to 1438 and encodes 423 amino acids. Gene Ontology annotation, molecular function: protein binding. The record is from RefSeq and is a predicted model, not a curated record. Lineage: Eukaryota; Metazoa; Chordata; Actinopteri; Cypriniformes; Catostomidae.
ACAGUCAGUGUUUUACUCCAGAUGCAGAGCAGAUAGUGUUGUGCUCCAGACACUGUAGACAAGCUCUCCUCAUCUGUCAGGUCUCUCAACAAUUCAUUCAGGUUUUUGUCCACUUUAAAGCAAAAACAGCACGUCUGAUCAGCAUAAACCUUUUUAACAUCGGACCAUGCGUGAAGGACUUUUAAAACUUCUUUGCAUCUUCACGUUUUCGUUUAGUCUUUUUAAAGCAUCAGCUGUUAUUUAUCAGGUUCCUGUGAGACUGCAGCGCACAGUAUCAGAACACAGCACGGGACGCCCCCCUGCUGGAGCAAACACACUCAACAGGAACUGGUGCCAGUACACAGUACAGAAGACCGUUUCAUGCCAGACACACAAUGGGACAGAGACUGUUGUGCAGCGACUGUUUCAGAGUUGCCGCUGGCCUGGGCCGUGUUCAAACCUCAUCAGCUACAGAACGCUGAUGAGACCUGUGUACAGAGUGACCUACAGGAAAAUCACUUCACUGGAAUGGCGCUGCUGUCCAGGAUUCCAUGGGGAAGACUGCAGAGAGGAGUGCAUGAACUGCACUGGCUAUGCUGACAUCAAUGGGCGGCUGAGUGUCAUUGAAGCUCAGAUUAUGUUACUAAAAAAUACAGAGGCACCGCCUCUCCACUUAUCCAACCAAUCACCUGAGAGAACAGCUGAUAAUGAGGUGGACAGGCCCCACCCCUCACCCAUAACACCCAAAGCCAUUGGCCAACCAGGACCAAGAGGACAACCAGGGCCAAUGGGGCCCCCAGGUCCCCCUGGGCCCCCUGGACUUUUGGGAAAGACAGGAUUCACUGGGAAACCUGGACCUGUUGGACCCACAGGGUUGCAGGGGCCACAAGGGACCCCGGGAGAGAGAGGCCUUCCUGGGCCACCUGGGCCUCCAGGGCCUGCUGCAUCUUCUCCCUUCUCCAUCAGGGGAGAUGUUUUCACAUUAACGGCGAGACAGCAUGCCCAGUAUGAGGAUGGUGACCUCCCUGCCUAUCGUGACCAGAAUUUUCUCGGACCCCCUGGGCCCCCAGGCCCACCUGGCCCGCCAGGGCCCACUGGACCACCUGGACGCCCAGGUGCCCCUGGAAAAAACACUGCUCUAAGCCUGUUAGGUAAGCCAGGGGACAGGGGCCCCAAAGGAGAUCCAGGAGAAAGAGGUCAAUCUGGACUCACAGGAAAACAAGGAGAGCCUGGUGUUCCAGGUCCUAAAGGUGAGCCAGGAGAGACUCAAGGAGAGGUACAGCAGUUAAGAGAGGCUCUGAAAAUUCUGGCGGAGAGGCUUCUUAUUCUAGAACAUAUGAUUGGGAUUCAUGAUACUCUGUUGGAGUCUGGUUCUGGAAUAGAUCUUCUGGCAGAUUUCAUGCCAACAGGCAAUGCUAAAAGUGUUGGACCUGGCCAACCAUCCUCUCCUCUUAUCUAAGACUGAGAGUAGCUGGAACCUGUUGGGUGUGAAAAGAGAAUAACAAACAAGUGUGACCACUAGAGCGACCACUGAAAGGCCUCUAUCUUAUGUCUGUUUUUUUGAAGGACAUAUCCCUCAAUAUACAGUAUUUGUCAUAUUUACUGGAUUGAGGGUGGAUUUUCACAAGCCAUUCAUAGGAUUUGUGUUUAAAUUCUAAUUGAAAUAGGUAAUUCUGCAUUUGUUUUAGAGUGGCACUGAUCUUUUUUAUUUCCUAAUCUUUAUGUACUCUUGUUUUAAUGUUUGUUGGCAAUAAAUUUUUUACUUGUCCUAAAUGGUUAGUUCACCAAAAAACAAGAGGGAACAUUUUGAAGAAUGUUGAUGACCCUUUUUAUUCCAUACAAUUAAAGUGAAUGGUGACUGAGGCCUAACAUCUCCUUUUAUGUUCAAUGGAAGAAAGAAAGUCAUAUGGAUUUGGAACAAGAUGAGGGUGAGUAAAUGAUGAUAGAAUUUAACAUUUUUGGGUGAAUUGUCCCUUUAAGUGCCUGUGCAGUUUUGUGCAAUUGGUAAAAAAUAGUGAUUUGGAAAAGCAAUUUAAGGUUCUUAAACCAAACAAAAAGUAGCAUUCUUGACACUAUUAUCAGUGUUGGGUGUAAUCCUAUUACAAAGUAAUUUGUUACUGUAAUCUAAUUACUUUUUAGUCAAAAAAAGUAGUGUAAUGCAUUACAUUUUAAAUUCUUGUAAUCAGAUUACAGUUACUGUAAUUCAAUUAAUUUAAUUACUUUUAAGUACAAGAGUACAAGAAGGAGGUGCCUUGUCUGUAACAAUGAACAAGAAAGAAAUAUAGACAUUAUUUUGAAUUUCUUGGGUCACCUUACGCUUGCUCACUGGGGGUCUCUAUAUAAAUAUAAUUAUUUUCUAUUAUUUAUUUUAAGGCACAAUGUACAAUCAUAUUUAGUUUUUUUUUUUUAUUUUUUUUUAAACCGCACUAUUAUAACUCAGAGACAUUACUAUAUUACAGCUUUUUCUGUUGAAGCAUAAUUUUCUGUAAAGCUGCUUUGAAAUGAUGUGUGUUGUGAAAAGCGCUAUACAAAUAAAAAUAACUUGAGCGGAAAAGUGUUUAAGAAAGUAACGUAAAAGUAAAGUAAUUAGUAAUGUGAUUACUUUUCAGUUAAGUAAUUAGUAAAGUAAUCUGAUUAAAAUUUUAGAGAAAUAAUAGUAAUUUGUAGUGGAUUACUACCCAACACUGAGUCUAUUUUCUUCAUAAUUAGCUUUAUGAGUUUGUUUUGGAUAAUGAUUUUAUACCACACUUAAAGUAGCAUGUAUUUUCAUAGAAACUGCAACUCUCCAGCGAACAUAAAACAGCAAGCAUUUUUCUUGUCAUUUCCUUUUGUGUUCUGAUGGAUGACCUACGAUGACCUCAUGCACAGAAUUAUCGGCAGUCUCAGCUGUGGCUUUGUAUAAACACAAUCCAUGGCUCAAAGCUUACUGUAAAUAAAAAUAGAAUAGGAACUUUAAAACCAAAUUUGGCCCUUGUCUGCUUAGAAAGUGCAAUGUCCACCACAAUAAAAUGUGUUUACACCUUAGCUCACCUGUUCUCAUUCAUAAAGCCUAUCACUGACUCGUUGAAAACCCAAAAUGGCAGAAUGCACCAAGGGCUGCUAUUAAUAGGGCUGAAGUGAAUAGCCUUUGAGACACAAAAGGCCAUGUUGACCUUGUUCACAGUGCACUGUUCAACACGCCAGUGUGGCUUUAAGCUUAUUGUUGCAGUUGAGCUUUUGUAAACCCCUUGGGAGGGAACGAAAUCUUUCAGAAUCUCAGAAUCUUUAUUAAGAAAGAAGAAUUAAGUAUCCUGAGUGUCCGGUCAGACAUUUCCCACGGUAAUAUGUUGUAUAUUAAGACAAAACCUGAUUGCUUAUUUUGUGCU